UGGAUUCUCAAAAUUAUUUUAUGUUUAUAUAUAAAAUUAACUCUAAAUUGGUGAUAACAACACAGCAGGACAAGCAAAUCUCAUUGUUUGAGGGAAAAAGCCAAUGAUAAGUUCAUUUUUUAACGACAAGAUGCUAAAAUAUGUUUUGCUAUUGACAUGCUUACUUGGAGAAAGCACGAUAGAUGCUUUGAGAAUUGUUGAUGGUCUAAGCGCUUCUAUUGAUAUCAGAAUGACAUUUGGAAUAACAACUGGUUGGGGAGAUCCACACUAUAGAACAUUUGAUGGUCUAGAUUAUGACUUCCAGGGUACUGGCAAAUACUUGUUUGUUGAAUCAACAGAUGGGGAAUUCAAGGUUGAGGUGCAAAAUACUCCAUCAGUGAAUCCAAGUGUGUCACUCACCCUAUAUGCAGAUAUUUACGUAGGGGAUGAUAUCAUAAGACUACAUGUUGCCAAUACAGCAAAGGUGAAUAAUAUCCCUGUCGUUGAAUUUCCAUAUAAGGAUGGCAAGAAGUCAUACGUUGUAACACAACUAGAUGGUAUAACAUCAUUUAUUUCUCCCAAACUGUACUUUGCAGUGGAUAUGCAAUAUGGAAUAUCAGUUGCUGUAGGAGAAAAGUGGAAGGGCAAGGUGGAUGGCCUUGCUAAAAACUUUGAUGGAGACAUGGAAAAUGACAAAACAGACAGAAAUGGAGAUGAUGUCAGUAAUAUGAGCAACCUUGGAUCCUUAAUUGGGAUUAGCUAUGAUGUUGAUAAUAUAUCUAGGAGUGAUAAGGUGAUACCUCUAAAUGAUAUACCACCUAUUAUGGAACUUUGUAUUACUCCUAGACAGAGAAGAGCUGCAGAACGUGUUUGUCAAUUGAUAUUUGAUUUUGAGGAUGGACCUUUUACAGAAUGCAAAGAUCCAUCAUUCCAAAAAAGAAGAGAAAGACUAAUUAGAGAUUGCACCUUUGAUGUCUGUGAUGAUUUCAAAAACUACUGCAACAUUGUUUUCAAAUUCCUUGACUUAAUGGAUUGUGUUGCAGAUGACAAUUUUAAAUGUGCUGAGGUUAAUAUGACAGGUGAUCCACAUAUGGUUCAGCCGAUAGAAGGUUCCUUACUUCCACUGUGCUACAACUUUGAUGGUGAAAUGAAUACAGCAUACAAACUUCUAAUGCAACAUGAUAAUGAAAUCAAUGUUGAAUUUGGCGAUGGGACAAGGAAGAUCACCCAAGUGGCAAUCAUAACAAAAACUGUUACCAUCCACUUGACCAUUCUACAUGUGACUAUCAAUGGCGUGACAAAGGAGUGGACUGAUGACAAUUUUGCUCUGGAAGGGGGCCAUAUGGAAAUCAUUGGUAGUGAUGUAUAUUUGGAGCUUGACUCUGGCUUGAAGAUCCACUUUGUACGGAGCCAUAGACACCAUUUGUUCAACAUGUUCCUUGAUGAGAUGCACAGAAUCCCAAAAGAUGCUUCUGGAGUGAUUGGAUAUGUGUCCAAUCAUGCUACCCUGGAAGACAAUGGAAUUGACCCGGCACAACUAAUGAUUGAUGAUAUCCCUAUUGAUGUUAUCAAGAAAGAAGGAAAAUGCUGGCAAGUUCCUCAUCAUAACCAACAAAUAUUGAACAACCUUUUUGAUCAAUUCAAACUGGACAAGAUCUUGGAAAAUUAA
Molecule: messenger RNA, 1648 nt
Organism: Owenia fusiformis
Lineage: Eukaryota; Metazoa; Annelida; Polychaeta; Sabellida; Oweniidae
Source: the annotation of a GenBank genome assembly